GCCGGGCCGGGCCCGUCACGCUCCUCCUCUCCGUCGGUGGGUCGGUGGGUCGGUCCCAUGCGGCCGCCGGCAGCCCCGGGCCCCAGCGCGUCCGGCCCGGGCCGGGAGCGACGGGAGCGGCGGGAGUCCCGGCCGUGUCCGCGGCUGUGGCUGUGGCUGCGGCGGGGGAGCGCCGUCCUGGCGCAUUUGGUGGCUCUCGGCUUCACCCUCUUCUUGGCCGUCCUCUCCCGGCCCGGGACCAGUCUCUUUUCGUGGCAUCCCGUGUCCAUGGCUUUGGCAUUCUGCCUCUGCAUGACUGAAGCCAUCCUGCUCUUCUCACCCGACAACUCGCCCUUCUUCUUCUGCCCCCGGAAGGCCCGGGUGUGGCUGCACUGGGCGGGCCAGACGCUGGUGAUCCUGUGUGCCGCCGUGGGCCUCGGCUUCAUCGUCUCCAGCAAGAACCGCAGCGAGCUGCCCCACCUGGUGUCUUGGCACAGCUUCCUGGGGACCCUGACGCUCACGGCUACCGGCGGCCAAGCCCUGUGCGGGCUGUGCCUCCGUUUCCCCAAGAUGGCCAACGUCUCCUCCGUGGCCCGCCUCAAACUCUACCAUCUCACCUGCGGGUUGGUGGUUUACCUGAUGGCCACGGUGACCGUCCUCCUGGGCAUGUACUCGGCCUGGUUCCAAGCCCAGAUCAAAGGGGCGGCCUGGUACGUGUGCUUGGCUCUGCCCCUCUACCCGGCCCUGGUCAUCAUGAACCAGAUCACCAGUGCCUACUUACCAAAGAAGAAGAUGGAGAUUUGACUCUGGCCAGGGCUCCUUGCCCGGGGCAUGGGGUGGGGAGUCGAGGGGAAGUACGCGGGGGUCUUUUAGUGCCGCAGCCGUCUGCCUGGACUGCUGUGUUCUCCGGAGAGCUUGCUGCCUCGGGCCCCGGGGAGGUGGCCUGCGUCUGGGGGCUUGUGGGCUGGAGUCAGGUUCUUGGGUCGCAGACCCUCGGUGCUACAGGGGCUAAAACUGCACAAGUAGAGGGUGGUCUUAGGAGCCUUGGAGAGGGAUGAGGGUUGGGCAUUGUGGUGUUAAUAGUAGUAAUUCUGGUGGUAUUUCUUAAGCACCUUCUGUGUGCCUAGCACUGUCCUAAGCCCUGGGGGUCAACUCUGUUAACAGCAACUGGCUGGUUGGUGACAGGGACAGUGGAACUGGGCUCAGAGACUUGGGACAUUGGUUGGGACUCCUGGAAUUCGUUUUUUGUCUUUUCUUUUUUUUUUUUUAAUGGUAUUUAAGAAUC
This is a messenger RNA of Ornithorhynchus anatinus (platypus), 1264 nucleotides long. Its product is annotated as cytochrome b561 domain-containing protein 1. Gene Ontology annotation, molecular function: transmembrane monodehydroascorbate reductase activity. The coding region runs from base 58 to 783 and encodes 241 amino acids. The transcript has 3 exons. The record is from RefSeq and is a predicted model, not a curated record. Lineage: Eukaryota; Metazoa; Chordata; Mammalia; Monotremata; Ornithorhynchidae.